Molecule: messenger RNA, 1907 nt
Organism: Ochlerotatus camptorhynchus
Lineage: Eukaryota; Metazoa; Arthropoda; Insecta; Diptera; Culicidae
Product: putative polypeptide N-acetylgalactosaminyltransferase 9
Exons: 4
Coding region: 222-1832 (536 amino acids)
Biological process (GO): protein O-linked glycosylation
Cellular component (GO): Golgi apparatus
Molecular function (GO): polypeptide N-acetylgalactosaminyltransferase activity
Source: RefSeq, a predicted model, not a curated record
UAUCCCACCGAUAGCGGCACGAAAUGCGCUUAUCAGUCUAUCCACAAUGCUUCCACUGUUCGCACCUGUUGACAUCGCUAUUAACCGGUGACACCUCUUCAUUAAUAGAAGCAAAAUGCGCGUGAAGGCCACGUUUCAUUAAAGCAGUAUUUGUUGUGCUGUUGAUCCUAGCGAGCGUGGCAUUAUUCGUGGUCUACUAUGAUUCCGCUGCAACUCACGCAAUGGUACAAUCUGCCCGUAGCCAGCUUGUAGGGUACCUCCCAGUGGAUGAUAACAAAAUGCAAGGCCUACUGAAGGAGGAAAACGAUACGCUACUACCAGGCGAUAUGGGUCAGGCUGUAGAACUGAAAAAACCAAUCAGUGUGGACGUUCAAAGACAGAUCAAUGACGGUUGGGCCAUGCAGGGAUUGAAUCAGUAUGCUUCAGAUUUGGUGUCGGUCUACCGAAAACUUCCAGACAUUCGAGAUCAGUGGUGUAAGGAGCCAGAUCGGUUUCUGCCCAAGCUACCGCCUGCUUCGAUUGUCAUUAUAUUCUAUAACGAAGCGUGGUCAGUGCUUGUGCGAACAGUACACUCGAUUCUGAAUCGAACUCCUCCGGAGCUAGUUGAAGAGAUUAUCCUGGUGGAUGACUGCUCGACGCUGGCACAUUUGAAAACACAGCUGUAUGAUUACUUUCGCCCGCUUCAGAAGGUGCGGAUAAUUAGAGCAAAGCAUCGGCAGGGAUUGAUACGUGCAAGAAUUCUGGGUGCAAAAAGUGCAAAAGCAGAGAUUGUGACAUUUCUUGAUGCGCACUGCGAGGUGAUUGUCGGUUGGUUGGAAGCUCAACUGGAUCGAGUCACCCGUGAUCCAACAACCAUUGCGAUCCCAUCGAUUGACUGGAUCCACGAGGACACGAUGGCUUUGAAUGCGCAAAACUCGCUGUUGUACUUUGGCUCGUUCGACUGGACGGUCAACUUUCAGUGGAAAUCACGGCACGAGAAGAAGAAGCAGGUGGAAAACCCUCUGGAACCGUUCGAUACUCCCAUAAUGGCCGGCGGUUUGUUUACCAUCAAUAAAACGUUCUUCGCCCAUUUGGGAUGGUACGACGAGGGGUUUGAAACCUACGGGGCUGAAAAUAUGGAGCUCUCCUUUAAAACGUGGAUGUGUGGUGGUUCGAUGCAGAUUGUUCCCUGCUCGAGAGUGGCACAUAUCCAAAAGCGGGGUCAUCCCUACUUAUCUCAAACUCCAGGCGGAUACAACUCGAUCAAACGGAACACGGUUCGCCUUGCCGAAGUAUGGAUGGACGAGUACGCUCUAUUCUAUUACGAAUCCUUCGGAGGACCAAAGAAUCGCGGAGAAUUUGGAGAUGUGUCCUCGAGGAAGAAGCUUCGGCAGCGAUUGAAUUGUAAAUCAUUUCGAUGGUACAUGGAGAACGUCUUUCCGGAACAGUUUGAUCCGUCGAAAGCGGUGGGUCGUGGGGCAUUCCGAAGCGCGCUUCAUGGUGGCAAGCAAUGCCUGGAGUGGCCACCUCCUUUAAAUGAACGUGGGGUUGGUGAUUGUCAUGGCCAUGGUGGACAUCAGUUGUGGUUUUUCACAGCUGACGGAGAGGUUACUCGGGAGGAUCAUUGCUUGGAUUACGAUGGAAGUAAGCUGGAAAUGAUUCGGUGCCACAAGAUGCGUGGUAACCAACUGUGGGUGUAUCACGAGAAGGAGACUCACUUUCGUCACAUAAACACCAACCGAUGCUUGGAGUGGAGUGAUGAAAAGCUGAAGGUUAUUGAAUGUAGUGAUUCCAAAGUACAGCAGAAGUGGUUGAUUCAGUACUAUAAUGCAAGUAAUUUGAAAGCAACGUGAAAGUCAGUGCAGGGCUGUCACAAACAAUUUUUUGAAUAAGAAGACGCAAUAAAAUUUGGACCUGAGCAUUGUUUA